Molecule: messenger RNA, 1410 nt
Organism: Dioscorea cayenensis subsp. rotundata (Guinea yam)
Lineage: Eukaryota; Viridiplantae; Streptophyta; Magnoliopsida; Dioscoreales; Dioscoreaceae
Product: homeobox-leucine zipper protein HAT5-like
Exons: 4
Coding region: 321-1091 (256 amino acids)
Biological process (GO): positive regulation of DNA-templated transcription
Cellular component (GO): nucleus
Molecular function (GO): sequence-specific DNA binding; DNA-binding transcription factor activity, RNA polymerase II-specific
Source: RefSeq, a predicted model, not a curated record
CCACUUUACCAUCCUCGAGAGAGAGAGAGAGAAAGAGAGAUGGAGAUGAAGUGGAGCAAGCUCCCGGCGCCGUCCUACUAGAUUCCGGCGAAGGUCGUCUUCUAGGGCAUCUCCGAUCAUCGCUAUCGAAGACCUGAGGUGGUAUUUCAUCGAUCCGUGAUGGGUUUGUCAUUGAUUCCCUCGAAGACCUCAACCAGGAUGCUUUGGACCUCCAGCUUCUUUCGCCACAAGAUCGCCUCAUCAAUUCGUUUCAAUUAGCUCUCGUGAUUGCUGUAAAUCAACCGAUCUUGAGGUUUUAGAUAGGUUAGAAGCUUUUGCAGAUGGAUUCUGGCCGCCUCGUCUUUGAUCCGUCGCGCUGUGGUGGUGUUCUAGUGUUAGCAGCUAGAGGGGAUCCGGUUCUUCGAGAUGGUGGGAAGAAACGAACUCGAUCGUUUUUCAUGUCUUCUGAGGAGGUGGAGGAGGAGUGCUAUUAUGAUGAGCUUUUGCCGGAGAAGAAGCACCGCCUCACUCCUGAGCAGGUGGACUUGUUGGAGAGGAGCUUUGAGGUAGAGAACAAGCUGGAGCCGGAACGGAAAAGUGAGUUAGCUAGGAAGCUAGGUGUACAGCCUAGACAGGUUGCUGUGUGGUUUCAGAACCGGCGUGCUCGCUGGAAGACCAAGCAGCUUGAGAAUGACUUCGACCGCCUCAAGUCCUCUUAUGAUUCUCUCUUGGAUGAUCAUCAAUCUCUUCUCAAGGACAAUGACCGCCUCCGCUCCCAGGUGGUCCUUCUGACUGACAAGCUGCAGGCCAUGGAAUCCUCCAUCCUGAGGCUGGAGGAUCAUGCGCCAUCCAGCAGUGGUGACAUUGCAUUGCAUGCUGAGCUGAAAGCCAAUGACUGUCUUAGCCCUAAAAGCGCCGGCAGUGAAGUGCUAGGAGAGAAAGCCCGCCAGCAGCUCAUCGACAGUAGUGUGGACUCCUACUUCCCCACCACCUACAAGGACCUCGGCUGCUCUGUGGGACGUGAGGAGGAAAACAGUUGCAACUUUCUCCAAUGUGAACUAGAGCAUCAGCAACCAGAUGUAGGCCAGAUUGGUUGGUGGGAUUGGUCUUGAAAGGUAACAUUCAUCUCCAUCUAAAUCUGCAUCUCCAUUACUACGUCACCGCCUUUAGCUUUGCUAUAUUCCUCUACCUUGAAAACCAUUACCUGUUGUGUGCUGUAUAAUAUUAUGUUUGAAAUAAGUGGGUGGGUGAUCAGCGAAAAGAAGAAUCCAUCCGUAUGAAUUGUUAAUAUGUCUUGUCCUUAGAUAAGCACGGAACCUAACUCUUUUGUAUUGAUUUGAUAAGAGUUUUCGGUCCUUUUAUUUGGAAUUGUGUGUGAUUAUGUAAUCUCUGAAAAUUUCCCAAAAAAAAAUUCUUGGUUAUUGCCAAUCA